GCGCGCGCGGGGCGCCGGGCUGGGCGGCUCAAGCGGUGCAAGGGAAGGAGGCCGCCGGGUGCCUGCUCCGGCGGGAAGAGGAGCGCAGGCCGUGGGUGAGCAGGAUGGGAGCGAGACCCCUCUGACGCCGGCUGAGGCCACUGGCUGAGAGCGACAUGUGUCUGCGCAUCGGUGGCCUGAACGUGGGUGAGUUCCGGAAGGUGCUGAUGAAGACAGGCCUGGUGCUGGUGGUACUGGGUCAUGUGAGCUUCAUCGCAGCCGCUGUGCUCCACGGUACCAUGCUGCGCUUCGUGGCUGCCGCCAGUGAUGCUGUGGUUCUACAGUACUGUGUGGUGGACAUCCUCUCCGUCACCUCUGCCAUUGUGGUCAUCAUUGCAGGAAUUGCAGCUGUUGUCUUGUCACGAUACCUCUGCAGCACCCCCUUGCGCUGGACCGUGUUUAGCUUGAGUGUGGCCUGUGCAUUUCUUUCUCUGACCUGCGCCCUUGGACUCCUGGCCUCCAUCGCAGUGACUUUUGCCACCCAGGGCCGGGCACUACUGGCAGCCUGUACUUUUGAGAGCCAUGAACUCCCAACACUGGCGCCUGACUGUCCCUUUGAUCCUACUCGAAUUUACAGCUCUAGCCUGUGCCUCUGGGCCAUCUCGCUCAUGUUCUGUGUGGCGGAGAGUGUGUCUGCCAUGCGCUGUGCCCAGCUCGUGCAUCGGCUGCUGGAACUGAAGCCCUGGUGGGGGAAGAGCUGCCACCACACGAUGCAAAUGAGUCCAGAGCCCCUGGAUGGCCAUGACCUACUAAGCUGCGCCAGCUCUGUGCAGCUGACCAUCUGACACCUCCAUAGGGCUAUGGCUACUGAGGUAUGUGACCAAGCCCGCACUGACCAUGGAGCCAUGGAAGCCGAGAUGGAUCCAGGACUCCCAGAGCAGUCCCAAGAAGGCUCAAUGGACCCUGGGGACCUGGGAGAGGGCUUUGAAGGCCCUCCCUGGCCACCCAGCACUCUGCACUGAAACAAGACUUUAUUUUGAAGAUAAUAAAAAGAACAGAGAUGCUC
Molecule: messenger RNA, 1045 nt
Organism: Phodopus roborovskii (desert hamster)
Lineage: Eukaryota; Metazoa; Chordata; Mammalia; Rodentia; Cricetidae
Gene: Tmem54
Product: transmembrane protein 54
Exons: 6
Coding region: 156-824 (222 amino acids)
Source: RefSeq, a predicted model, not a curated record